Triticum aestivum (bread wheat) is the source of this 2759-nucleotide messenger RNA. RefSeq names its product synaptotagmin-4. NCBI's taxonomy places the organism in Eukaryota, Viridiplantae, Streptophyta, Magnoliopsida, Poales, Poaceae. The record is from RefSeq and is a predicted model, not a curated record. Gene Ontology annotation, molecular function: lipid binding.
AGUGGAGCGGCUUGUCCCUGAAGCCGCGGGGCCGAGGGUGCAGCGGAGAUGCCGAAGAAGGGGCUCAAGAAGCUGCACGCCAAGGAUGCGCUCGACUUCUUCAACCAGGUCAUGGUGGAGCAGCCCCUGCUGCCGUUCCUCAUCCCGCUCGGCCUCUUCGCCUGGUUCGUCGAGCGCUGGGUCGUGCCCUUCUCCAACUGGGUGCCCCUCGCCGCCGCCGUCUGGGCGACCAUUCAGUAUGGCAGGUUUAAACGGAAGAUGGCUGUAGAAGAUUUGAACAAAAGAUGGAAGCACCUUAUACUGAACACAACACCUACCACUCCAAUAGAGCCUUGCGAGUGGUUGAACAAACUUUUGAUUGAAGUUUGGCCCAACUACAUGGAGCCAAAACUAUCAAAGAAGUUCCAAUCUACUGUCGAGAGACGCUUAAAGAAUCGAAAACCAAAACUGAUAGAUAAAAUAGAAUUACAGGAAUUCUCACUCGGUUCUUGCCCACCUACCUUGGGAGAGCAGGGUAUGCGCUGGAUGACUUCAGGUGAACAGCAAGUCAUGUCCUUGGGUUUUGAUUGGCACAGCAAAGAGAUGAGUGUGAUGUUUAUGGCGAAAUUAGCGAAACCUCUGAUGGGCACUGCUCGCAUUGUUAUAAACAGCAUCCACAUCAAGGGAGAUCUUCUACUGAGUCCCAUUCUUGAUGGCGAAGCUGUCCUCUACUCUUUUGAAUCUACUCCAGAAGUCAGGAUAGGUGUAGCAUUUGGAAGUGGUGGAAGCCAAACAGUUCCUGGUAUGGAGUUACCGGGUGUCUCAACAUGGCUGGUAAAGCUUUUGACUGAAACAAUAGCCAAGACAAUGGUUGAGCCUCGCCGUCUCUGCUUUUCUUUGCCACCAGUAGAUCUGAAGAAACAAGCAGUUGGUGGUGUUCUUUCUGUUACUGUUGUUUCAGCUAGUAACCUUGGCAGAAAGAGCAGAACUAAUGAGUUAGGGAAUCAGCAAAGCUCAAGUGGAAGCACUACACCUGGGACUCCUCUUAACAGGAAGGCACAUACAUUUAUUGAGGUGGAAGUUGGCACUUUGAUGAGAAAAACAACUACUUGUGAGGGUCCAAAUCCUACAUGGAAUAGCACAUUUAACAUGGUACUGCAUGGAGAGACAGGUUUUGUCAAGUUUCUUCUGUAUGAACUGGAUUCCGAUGGUGUCAAGUAUAAUUACCUAACAAGCUGUGAGAUAAAGGUCAAGUAUGUUUUAGAUGGUUCAACAAUAUUUUGGGCUAUAGGACAUAAUGAUGGUGUGGUUGCAAGGCAUGCUGAGCAUUGUGGAAAAGAAGUUGGAAUGGUGGUUCCAUUUGAGGAGGAUAUCACAGGCGAGUUAACUGUCAGUCUUGUGCUAAAAGAAUGGCAAUUCUCUGAUGGGUCGGUUACAUUGAGUAACUCUCUGAGCAAUGAAUUUCAAUGUUCCAUUGAUGGAUCACCGAAGCUUCAGUCAAGGACAGGAAGGAAGCUCAGAGUCAAAGUAGUGGAGGGUAGGGCCCUUGCAGUAAACAGUAAAUCUGGGAAAUGUGAUCCUUAUGUGAAACUCCAGUAUGGAAAGGCUUUAUACAGAACAAAGACACUCUCUCGUACGGCCCAACCAGUUUGGAAUGACAAGUUUGAAUUUGAUGAGAUUGGUGGUGGUGAAUAUCUGAAGGUCAAAUGCUAUAAUUUAGACACAUUCAGUGAUGAUAGCAUUGGCAGUGCAAGAGUAAAUCUGGAGGGACUUCUAGAUGGUGCUAGCCGAGAUGUCUGGGUACCACUUGAAAAAGUAGAUUCAGGAGAGAUCAGGCUCGAAAUAGAGGCAAUAUCAAAUGAUCACAACGACAGUCUGAAGAGAUCAAGCAGUAAAGUUGAAGCUGGCUGGAUCGAGCUAGUAAUAAUUGAGGCUAGGGAUCUUGUUGCUGCUGAUCUUAGAGGAACUAGUGAUCCAUAUGUCAGGGUGCAAUAUGGGAACAAGAAGAAGCGAACCAAGGUCAUUUACAAGACGCUGGCUCCAAACUGGAACCAGACAUUUGAGUUUGCAGAAACUGGAGAACCCCUGAUCCUGCAUGUCAAGGACCAUAACGCGGUCCUUCCAACCGCCAGCAUAGGCAACUGCACCGUCGAAUACAGCAUGCUUUCUCCGAAUCAACCCGCCGACAAAUGGAUACCGCUGCAAGGAGUGCGGAGCGGAGAAAUCCACGUGAAGAUUGCCCGAAGAGUUGCAGCAGACUCGGCAAAGAAAACCAGCCUGCUGACAGACGCGUCCGCCCUUGGCAAAGGACACAAGAUAUCAGCACAGAUGAGAGACAGCCUGAAGAAAUGCUCGGGCUUGGUUGACGAUGGCGGCGAUGCGGAGGCGCUGUCGCUGGCCCUGACGGAGGUGGAGAGCGUCCAGGACGAGCAGGAUCUGUACAUACAGCAGCUGGAGCGGGAGAAGGCCCUGAUGCUGCAAAAGAUACACGACCUUGGUUCUGAAAUCGUCAGGACAUCCUCCGGUCCUGCAAGGACCUCUUGCUAGUAAUUAUAAUUAGAUCAACAAACACACUUCACAGACGAGAUGGCAAAAAGUGCUAAUCAUUUUUCGCAGAACUAUGUAAUUAUAUAAUUUAUCAGCGGUUGCUUGUAAGUAAGUAGAUGGGUAGGAAAUCAAGGCGAAAUUAUCACGUCACGACGCCCUUAAAGUUGUACAAAAAAUGAGCUGUAAAUUUUCAGAAAGAGUCUAAAAUAAUUUGUGGUAUAUUUAGUGCUGAA